Molecule: messenger RNA, 2482 nt
Organism: Manihot esculenta (cassava)
Lineage: Eukaryota; Viridiplantae; Streptophyta; Magnoliopsida; Malpighiales; Euphorbiaceae
Product: ferric reduction oxidase 4
Exons: 8
Coding region: 196-2277 (693 amino acids)
Cellular component (GO): plasma membrane
Molecular function (GO): oxidoreductase activity
Source: RefSeq, a predicted model, not a curated record
UUUUUAACUAACAGGUGGCAGUGUGGAUGUGUACGAAUCAUGCUGUUUCGCUUCUUUCUACUCCACUGCUCCUCCUUGCGAGGUGACCAACGAUAAGGCAGUCCUGUGGCGUAUAAAUUCUUGCAGUCCAGAACAUCGUAGCUCAUAGACCAGUAUCAACUUCUGCAGUGUAUUUAAGAGCAACUAAAAGGGAAGAUGAUCAGGCUAAUAUUCCUUGUGGUGUUUCUGGGAUGGAUUGUGAUUUGGAUUUUGUUGCCUACCAAGGUUUACAAAAAUACAUGGACUCCGAAGCUCGAGAGCAAACUCAAUUCGACCUAUUUUGAAGGAGAAGGUGGGAACAACCUUCUGUUAUUUUCAUUCCCUGUGAUGUUUAUAGCAGCUUUUGGAAGUGUUUAUCUUCAUUUUCAGAAGGAACUGAGAAAACCCACCUGCAAGAGUGCUGUGGUUUCAAGCAAUCGUUUGUCCUUCUUGAAACGUCCAUUACUCGUCAUGGCUCCUCUGGGGAUUGUUACUGCAAUGGAGAUUGCUUUUGCAGCCAUGUUUAUUGCACUUUUGAUCUGGUCUCUUGCCAACUAUUUGUAUGUCAGCUUUGGUCACCUCCAUAUGCACAAACAAGGGGAGAAAAUAUGGCAAGCUAAGUUUCGAAGCGUAUCACUGAGACUUGGAUACAUAGGAAAUAUAUGCUGGGCAUUUCUCUUCUUUCCAGUAACUCGAGGAUCUUCAAUUUUGCCUCUUGUUGGACUGACGUCUGAAUCGAGCAUCAAGUAUCAUAUUUGGGUCGGCCAUCUCUCAAUGAUUCUCUUCGCUGCACAUGCCGUAGGUUUCAUCAUAUACUGGGCAAUGACGAAUCAAAUGGCUGAGAUGCUAGAAUGGAGCAAAACGUGGGUAUCAAAUGUUGCUGGUGAAAUAGCAAUUGUGGUUGGAUUAGCAAUGUGGGUGACUAGCUUUGAACGCAUUAGGCGUAAAAUGUUUGAGGUUUUCUUCUACACCCAUCAUUUGUACAGUCUCUACUUAUUCUUCUAUCUAUUGCAUGUUGGCGCUGCCUACUUCUGCAUGAUCCUCCCUGGGAUCUUCCUCUUCCUCGUCGAUAGAUACUUGAGAUUCUUACAGUCCAGGCAACGAGCUAGAUUACUGUCAUCUCGCCUCUUACCAUGUGGUACCAUUGAACUCAACUUCUCUAAGAGUAGAGGAUUGUAUUAUAAUCCGACAAGCAUACUAUUUUUAAAUGUACCUAGCAUUUCCAAGUUACAAUGGCACCCUUUCACUGUGACUUCAAACUGCAACAUGGAGCCUGAGACGCUAACAGUUGUUAUUAAAAGACAGGGAAGUUGGUCUCAAAAGCUUUACCAAAAAAUUUCUUCUUCUGUAGGUCCUGUUGAAAUGUCUGUUGAAGGACCCUAUGGACCUAUUUCUUCCCAUUUUCUAAGACACGAGUUGCUGGUGAUGGUGGGUGGGGGCAGCGGUGUCACUCCCUUUAUCUCCAUAAUCCGCCAGAUCAUUUUCCAAAGCACGCAACCAGACAGCCACAUUCCACGAAUCCUUCUGGUUUGUGCAUUUAAGAACUCGGGUGAUCUUGCAAUACUAGACCUCUUGCUUCCCAUUAAUGGCACGACUACACAGAUUACUCAACUGCAGUUGCAAAUUGAAGCUUAUAUUACUCGGGAGGAAGAGCAGCCUAUUGCAGAUACCAAAAAGCUUCUCCAAACCAUAAGGUUCAAGCCUAACCAAUCAGACUCACCCAUCACAGCAGCUCUAGGACCCAACAAUUGGCUAUGGCUUGGAGCAGUAAUAACAUCAUCAUUUGUGAUGUUCCUCCUACUACUGGGCAUUGUUACUCGUUACUAUAUAUAUCCUAUUGAUCAUAACACGGGGGAAAUCUAUCAUUUUUCGUAUUUUGUACUCUGGGAUUUGUUAUUGGUCUGUGCUUCCAUUGUCAUUGCUUCUGGUGCAGCCUUUCUUUGGUGCAAGAAACAAAAUGGGGUAGAAAAGCAGCAAAUUGAGAACUUGGAAGUGCCAAAUCCAACAGCAUCACCAGGCUCAGAUCUUUACAGUGCAGAUACAGAGCUUGAAAGCGUUCCCCAUCAGUCCCUUGUCCAAGCUACCAAUGUGCAUUUUGGAGCAAGACCUGACCUCAAGAGGAUUUUAUUCGAGUGCAAAGGAUCAGAUGUUGGAGUCUUAGCCUGUGGACCGAAGGCAAUGAGACAUGAAGUUGCAAAAAUAUGUUCAUCUGGUUUGGCAGAUAACCUGCACUUUGAGUCUAUUAGCUUUGACUGGUGAGCUCAUGGUCACGAAGGAAAUCUCCAAGUAAAAAGCGCCAUGCGAUUGCAAAUCACUGGUACUGUUAGGCAUUAGGUUAAAAAAGGACUUCUUCAUUUGUAUAUCUGUUUUGUCCCGAAUCUGCAACUGUAAUUCUUCCUUUUAAGAAAAUGUAUCUUACUUGCAUCAUUAAUAUUGGAAAAUGAAAAGAAAGAGAAGGAUAAUA